AUGAGUACUCCAUUUGGUUUAGAUUUUGGUAAUAACAACUCUGUCUUGGCUGUCGCCAAGAACAGAGGUAUUGACAUUGUUGUCAACGAAGUUUCCAACCGUGCCACCCCUUCUGUCGUUGGUUUCGGUCCAAAGAACAGAUACCUGGGUGAGACCGGUAGAAACAAGCAAACUUCCAACAUUAAGAACACUGUUGAAAACUUGAAGAGAAUCAUCGGUUUGAACUACAAGGAUACUGAAUUCGACCAAGAAGCCAAACAUUUCAGCUCUAAAUUGGUUGAACUGGAAGAUGGUAAAAUCGGUAGUGAAGUUAGAUUCGCCGGUAAGGUUGAAACUUUCUCUGCCACUCAAGUUGCCGCUAUGUUCAUCGACAAGGUUAAGAACACCGUCAUUGAAGACACUAAGGCUAGCAUCAAGGAUGUCGUCAUCGCUGUCCCAGUCUGGUACACAGAAGAACAACGUUACCACAUCUCUGACGCUGCUAGAAUCGCUGGUUUGAACCCAGUAAGAAUCAUCAACGAUGUUACUGCUGCUGCCGUCUCUUACGGUAUUUUCAAGACUGAUUUACCAGAAGGCGAGGAGAAACCAAGAAUCGUCGCCUUCGUUGACAUUGGUCACUCCUCUUACACUUGUUCCGUCGUCUCUUUCAAGAAGGGUUCCGCUAAAGUUAUCGGUACUGCUUACGACAAGCAUUUCGGUGGUAGAGAUUUCGAUCGUGCCAUCACCGAACAUUUCGCUGAUGAAUUCAAAUCCAAAUUCAAGAUUGAUAUCAGGGAAAAUCCAAAGGCUUACAACAGAGUCUUGACUGCUUCUGAAAAGUUAAAGAAGGUUUUGUCUGCUAACACCGCUGCUCCAUUUUCUUUGGAAUCUGUCAUGAACGAUGUCGAUGUUUCUUCUCAAAUGACCAGAGAAGAAUUAGAGGAAUUGGUUAAGCCAUUAUUAACACGUGUCACUGAACCAAUUACUAAGGCUUUGGCUCAAGCUCAAUUAACUGCUGAAGAUGUCGACUUCGUCGAAAUCAUCGGUGGUUGCACUCGUAUCCCAACUUUGAAGAACUCCAUUUCUGAAGCUUUCGGCAAGGAAUUAUCCACCACCUUAAACCAAGAUGAAGCAAUUGCUAAGGGUGCCGCUUUUGUCUGUGCCAUCCACUCCCCAACUUUGAGAGUUAGACCAUUCAAGUUCGAAGAUAUCCACCCAUACUCCGUCUCUUUCUCUUGGGACAAACAAGUUGAAGAAGAAGAAUCCAUGGAAGUCUUCCCAGCUAACUCUGCUUACCCCUCCACUAAGAUCAUUACUUUAAACCGUACUGGUGACUUUGAAAUGAAGGCUUUCUUCACCAACCCAUCCGACGCUCCAGCUGGUGUUUCUCCACAAAUCGCAUCUUGGAAGUUAUCUAACGUUAACGUUCCAGAAGGUGAACAAUCUGUUCCAGUCAAGGUUGUCUUAAGAGCUGAUCCAUCCGGUUUACACAUCAUUGAAGAAGCUUACACUACCGAAGACAUCAUUGUCCAAGAACAACUUCCAUUACCAGAAGAUGCUGCUGAAGAUGCCGAACCGGAAUUCCAAGAUGUCACCAAGACUGUCAAGAAGGAUGACUUAGUUAUUACAGCCUCUACUUUUGCUUUAUCUGCCGAUGAAUUAGCUAAAUUGACUGAAAAGGAAGCUGAAUUACACGCUCAAGAUAAGUUAGUCGCUGAGACUGAGGACCGUAAGAACACAUUAGAAGAAUACAUCUACAACUUACGUAGUAAGUUAGAAGAAGAAUACAAAGAUUUUGCCUCUGAUGCUGAAAAAUCUAGAUUAGGUGACAUGUUAAACAAAGCCGAAGAAUGGUUAUACAGUGAUGGUGAAGAUUCCACUAAAGGUAAAUACAUUGCUAAAUAUGAAGAAUUAGCUAUGUUAGGUAACAUGAUUAGAGGUAGAUACUUAUCUAAGGAAGAAGAAAAGAAACAAGCUUUAAGAGCUAAGUCUGAAUCUUCAAAGAUGGCAGAAUUAGCAGAAAAAUUAGCUGCUCAAAGAAAGGCUGAAGCUGAAAAGAAAUAA
This is a messenger RNA of Tetrapisispora phaffii CBS 4417, 2043 nucleotides long. RefSeq names its product adenyl-nucleotide exchange factor SSE1 (gene SSE1). Gene Ontology annotation, cellular component: cytosol; nucleus. NCBI's taxonomy places the organism in Eukaryota, Fungi, Ascomycota, Saccharomycetes, Saccharomycetales, Saccharomycetaceae. The record is from RefSeq and is a predicted model, not a curated record. Gene Ontology annotation, biological process: protein folding. The transcript has a single exon. Bases 1 to 2043 code for a protein of 680 amino acids. Gene Ontology annotation, molecular function: ATP-dependent protein folding chaperone; ATP binding.